AAAUAGAAACACCAUACAUCCUCCCAUGUGGAGAAGUGGGGCGGAGCACCGGAACACCUCCGUAUCCUCCAAAAGGAUACGUCCUCUCACCGUCCCCGAGGGGUAUAGAUAGGGAAGGGCGGGGCGGGAGAGAUUGCUUCUCUCUCCUCGUCGGAUCUCGGGGCGAGCGAUACAUCUCCAAGAUCCACCCGCUCGGAUACUUUGUAUCGCCGGUCUGCCUGUCCAUUUGACCGCCGGCGCUUUUUGCUUCGAAACCGGUGCGAGAAUCGAUCGCCACGGAGACCCGCGGUGGGUUUGGGCGAAUUAAGUUCAGAUGCAGUCAAAUCUAGAAGAUGCUCGCCAUAAGCCUAAGAAGGAAUGUUUGCCAUGGCCUUCAAAAAGUAGUCGUAAAAGGUCAUUUGGUGAUGCUGAGGUUGAUGCAGAGAGUGGUGGUGAUCAAUCUCUUGAAAGUGCUUCAAAUCAGUUAGUGCUUUACAACCCUGAUGCAAGUGAUUCAGGUCAGGAUGCUCUUGAGGUUACUGAGUACACAGAGAAUCAUAAUUCAUCACUCCAAAAUUUUACAGUACCAAAUUCUUCUAGCCGAGUUCUGCCGUCUGUUGGGGCGUUCACUGUCCAAUGUGCUUCAUGUUUUAAAUGGAGGCUCAUUCCAACAAAAGAGAAGUAUGAAGAAAUUCGUGAAACUAUCUUGCAAGAACCUUUUACAUGUGAACGAGCUCGUGAGUGGCGGCCCGAUAUAUCAUGUGAAGAUCCGACAGAUAUAUCUCAGGAUGGUAGUAGACUCUGGGCAAUUGAUAAACCUAACAUCGCUCAACCUCCUCGUGGCUGGGAAAGGUUGCUUAGAAUCAGAGGUGAAGGAAGCACUAGAUUUGCAGAUGUGUAUUAUGUUUCUCCAUCUGGGAAGAAACUUCGGUCAAUGGUAGAGGUUGAAAAGCAUUUGAAGGAACACCCAGGGGGUGGUGUCAAUAAAUCUCAGUUUUCAUUUCAGAUCCCUAAACCUCUGCAAGAGAAUUAUGUGAGAAAACGUUCUUCACGUGUAACAAAUCCUUGUGAUGGUGCUGGCCUGGGAUCGCCAAGGCCUCUUGAACCAGAAGAUGAACAUAGACCUCAAAACCAUGGUGCUAAUCAGGCUAAUACCAUGCAUGGUUGUUCUUGGUGCAGUGAACCCCCUCUCCUGGGCAGCUCCUACUCGGAAGGAGCUUGAGAGUGGUGGACUGGGUUCAUCGAUUCCUUCUCAUGGGGCGCUGGGUUGUUUCCCUCCUGAUGAACCUGCACCAUUGCCUCCAGCAAAGAAGAAAACAACCGGGACUUCAUCCAGACAUAUGUACGAUAGUUCUGUGUAUGAUCAGCCAAAGAUCAAGUUAGAAGAUGCUUAACAAUCCAGAAAUGCUUCUAUGAGCUGUAUUGUGAUGUCUCCUCUGCCUUGCUGCUGUGGUUGUGAUGCUAUUUGUUUUCUUUUUCCUCUAGUGUAGCAAAGUGAAUGAUAGGCAUAAACAUGCAGGGCAAGAAGGGUGUGCCUUUUUGUUAGCUUGGUUGUGGAAUGCUCAAAGUUUUGGCACAGAGAGAUACCAACAUGUAUGAUAUUCUGAAUAUGAAUGAGAUUACAGCAAUUUAAUUACCUUUGGCA
Messenger RNA from Elaeis guineensis (African oil palm), 1624 nucleotides. RefSeq names its product methyl-CpG-binding domain-containing protein 2. Gene Ontology annotation, molecular function: DNA binding; zinc ion binding. Lineage: Eukaryota; Viridiplantae; Streptophyta; Magnoliopsida; Arecales; Arecaceae. The record is from RefSeq and is a predicted model, not a curated record.